AUGCCUCAUCAGUACGGCAUACCGGGGUACGGGCAGGCUCCACCGAGUCCCCCGACACAUCACGGCGGCAGUGGUGCACUGUUGCCACGUCUCGGUGCCGGAGGGGCCGUAAUUCCGGUGACCCCCAACAAUAACGGCGGUUCCGGCAUGGGACCGGCAACGUCACCCAUCUUCCGCAGCCAGAUCGAGGAGCGACGAUUGACGCGGGAAGCGAUGGAAAAGUAUCUACGCGAUCGCAACAACAUGGUCAUUGUUAUACUGCAUGCGAAGGUCGCCCAAAAAUCCUACGGCAACGAGAAGCGCUUCUUCUGUCCACCGCCCUGCAUCUAUCUGUUCGGCGAGGGCUGGCGAUUGCGCAAGGAGCAGAUGCUACGCCGUGGCGAAAGUGAACAGUCCACCCAACUUUGUGCCUUCAUCGGAAUCGGCAGUCCGGAGCAGGAAAUGCAACCGCUCGAUCUGAACAACCCGAAACAGUACUGUGCGGCCAAAACGCUGUUCAUCUCCGAUUCGGACAAGCGCAAACACUUUAUGCUGUCGGUGAAGAUGUUCUACGGCAGCGGGCACGAUAUCGGUGUGUUCCAGUCCAAGCGCAUCAAGGUCAUAUCGAAGCCGUCGAAGAAGAAGCAAUCGCUAAAGAAUGCCGAUUUGUGCAUUGCGAGCGGCACGAAGGUUGCACUGUUCAAUCGGUUACGGUCGCAAACCGUCUCGACGCGAUACCUGCACGUGGAGGAUGGACACUUUCAUGCCAGCUCAACGCAAUGGGGUGCCUUUACGAUCCAUCUGCUGGAUGAUAACGAGAGUGAAUCGGAAGAGUUUCAGGUUCGUGAUGGAUACGUACAUUAUGGUGCAACGGUAAAGCUCGUCUGCUCCGUCACUGGGAUGGCUCUGCCUCGGUUGGUCAUACGCAAGGUGGACAAACAGAUGGCACUGCUGGAAGCAGACGAUCCAGUAUCGCAGCUGCACAAAUGCGCCUUUCACAUGAAGGACACGGAGCGGAUGUAUCUCUGCCUGUCGCAGGAAAAGAUCAUCCAAUUCCAAGCAUCACCAUGCCCGAAGGAACCAAACAAGGAGAUGAUCAACGAUGGUGCCUGCUGGACGAUCAUCUCCACCGACAAGGCGGAGUACCAGUUCUACGAAGGCAUGGGCCCGGUUCGGACACCAGUGACACCCGUGCCAAUCGUGAACUCGCUACACCUCAACGGGGGAGCCGAUGUGGCGAUGCUGGAAAUUACUGGCGACAACUUUACACCCUCACUGCAGGCCUGGUUCGGUGAUGUCGAGGCAGAAACGAUGUAUCGAUGCGCUGAAUCACUGCUGUGCGUUGUGCCGGACAUUUCGCAGUUCCGCGGUGAAUGGUCAUGGGUUCGUCAACCCACGCAAGUGCCUAUUUCGCUGGUGCGUAACGAUGGAAUCAUUUACGCGACUGGUCUCACCUUCACCUAUACGCCCGAGCCAGGACCGAGGCCACCCUGCCCGGGUGCGGAAGAUGUCCUGCGUCGGGGGUCAACCGGCACGCUGGCUGUGGUGGCCAACUCCAAUAGUAAUAACAGUAACAGUAGCAGCAACAAUAGUAACAGUGCAUCGGUGGUUAACCAGCAAGGUGGUCCAACUGCCGGCACAUUGCCCUCCAUUGCGGAUGUCAGUUGGAGUUCGCACGGUGGUGGACUACCGUAACACCACGAAUAGGGCCUACUGGUAGGGAGGCCAUCGUGAUCCCGGAACUCGCCGGAAGGGAAAAGUUGCAAAACAAAAACAAAACGUACGAAAAACAUAAAACCUCAACCGAUGCUCGACGUAGGCAAGUGAAACAAGACAGACUGCGGGAUGGAGGUUGUUACUACCCACGGGGUGAUUAGAAGAGCUGUAGAGGAGCAAGUAAUAGUAGGGAAUAUUUAUUUAAAACAAAAGAAAACUCACCAUACAACGAUUGCACACAUUCGCUUCUCGAACACCUUUAGCUUAAGGACUGCUUCCAAAGAAAACCCGGAAGAGCUUGUAGGAAAGGAAGGACACAUAACUUUUCACCUUACAUUAAGGUUUGUUUCGUUCUCGCUGAAAGGGGGUAAGAAGCGCAGGGUAGCGAAGAUGCAUUAUGAAUCAUUUCAUAUGAUUUUAUAUAAUACUCUUUUCUAGUUCUUCUAUAUUUUAUAGCACAACAGUCACAAGAGAGUUUUUACAGAUGCAGCUAUCAGCUUUGCUAUAGUUGUAUUUUUAUGUGGGAUUUGAUUCAAUAUCUGUACGUUUUAAUGAUGAAGCUUAAUCUUCAUAAGUAUAACGAUCAGUUAAAUAGCCAAAGAAAAUGUGUUUUGAUUGGUUUUAUUUGAUUUUUAUUUGUCUUAGGUAAAGUCUCUCUACAACGU
Anopheles moucheti is the source of this 2360-nucleotide messenger RNA. RefSeq names its product recombining binding protein suppressor of hairless (gene Su(H)). The coding region runs from base 1 to 1674 and encodes 557 amino acids. NCBI's taxonomy places the organism in Eukaryota, Metazoa, Arthropoda, Insecta, Diptera, Culicidae. Gene Ontology annotation, biological process: regulation of transcription by RNA polymerase II. The transcript has 4 exons. Gene Ontology annotation, molecular function: DNA-binding transcription activator activity, RNA polymerase II-specific; RNA polymerase II cis-regulatory region sequence-specific DNA binding. Gene Ontology annotation, cellular component: nucleus. The record is from RefSeq and is a predicted model, not a curated record.